Molecule: messenger RNA, 9157 nt
Organism: Tachysurus vachellii
Lineage: Eukaryota; Metazoa; Chordata; Actinopteri; Siluriformes; Bagridae
Gene: cabin1
Product: calcineurin binding protein 1
Exons: 40
Coding region: 234-7289 (2351 amino acids)
Biological process (GO): chromatin organization
Cellular component (GO): nucleus
Molecular function (GO): protein binding; nucleosome binding
Source: RefSeq, a predicted model, not a curated record
GGGCAUCUAUCUGGACCAAGAAAAAUCAGCGUUGAUCGUAUCAGGAUGUACAUCUACAUCCCCCAAUGACAUUAGGAUGAAAACCAGGAACCAGAUUGAAAAGGGAACUCAUCCUGUUCAUGGUGACUCCAGAUAGUUAGUGCUUAGUGUAACGAAGGAUAGCGUUUAUGAUUACAGCAGCAGUGUUAACCAGAGCAGACAGUGGUGAUGUUUAACAAUACAUAAAAAAAAAGAUGAUCCGAAUCGCUGCUCUUAACGCAGCCUCUGAGACUGCAGAUGAGCAUGAGGAUCACUUUAGAAGUACAAAACCGAGUCAGACCAAAGAGGCUCAGGAAGCUGAGGCGUUUGCGCUGUAUCACAGAGCUCUCGAUCUGCAGAAGCAUGACAAGUUUGAAGAAUCUGCCAAAGCCUAUCAUGAACUCCUCAAGACGCCGCUGCUUAAGGAGGCAGUGGCAUCUGAAGAUGAGAAGGUUGGGCUGAAGCACCCGGGGUUAAUGCUAAAGUACUCCACCUAUAAAAACCUGGCCAGUCUCGCCGUGCUUAAGGAUGACCUGGAUACAGCUACAGACUUCUAUGUGGAGGCUGUCAUGCUGGACUCUACAGAUGUGAACAUGUGGUAUAAGCUGGGUCAAGUGGCUCUAAGGAGAGUGAGUAUCCCACUUGCUCGUCAUGCCUUCGAGGUUGGACUGCGCUGUAACCCUGACCACUGGCCGUGCCUCGACAGACUCAUUACUGUCCUGUACACACUUAGUGACUAUAACUGUUGCCUGCAUUACAUCUGCAAGGCUCUAGAGAAGGAUAUAGGCUACACUAAAGCCUGGGUGCUGAAGGAGAAGAUCUUUGAGGAGCAGCCCUGCCUCAGACGAGACUCGAUGAAGUUGUUUUUAAAACUCGAUAUGUCCAUGCACUUCAAUGACACAGACGAGGAGGAAGCUCACAGUAUUGUAGAGGAGGCGUUGGAGCUAAGAAGACAGAGGCAGGCGAAACUGGCACCACCUCCUUUGCAAGACCUACAGCUGGUGGAGCCCAUUAAACGCUUCACUUGGAAGAGUGUAGGCGAGAGCUUCCUGGCUAUGUACAAACACCAAAAUGAGUGCCUGGUUCCUCGAUCUGACUUCGGUCGCCGUGUUGACCUCACCAUGUACCGUGAUCCAGACUGUGUCCUCCAGACAACAUCAGAUGCCUCCCAAGUUCAAACAGCCCCAGCCACAGAGUCUCCACAGUCCUCCACCUCUGCUCCAGCAUCUGAGCCUCUUCCCCCACUUCUGGCAGACUCCUGCAGCCCCAGUGCCAGCCAGUCCAUGCCCUCUGAGUCCCCUCUUCAGCCACAGGCUCAAAGCAGCAGUAACGUAGGACAGCCACAAGUGUGCCAGAGCCCAAUGGAGGUCGGCACUGCUGCUACAAGCACGACUGCUGCAAGCACCGCUGCUGCUGCUGCUGCUAUUUUCAAUGGCAUUACUACUGGUUCUACUACUGGAUCUUCUACUGGUUCUACUACUGGAUCUUCUACUGGUUCUACAACUUCUACUACUUCUUCUACUGGUUCUACAACUUCUACUACUUCUUCUACUACUACUACUACUACUACUCCUGCGGCUGCUGCUCCACCUGUUGCUACUUCUGUUAACAUUUCUGCACCCCCUGGUGAAAUAGAUUUAACCGAUAAAGAUGUCCCUACAGUUCUCGACUCACCUCUGAACGAUAAAGUGAAGAAGGCCACCAAGAGGAAGAGAACGAUGGAGGACUGCGGAGAGACGGCCAAGAGGAGAUCUGCACGCGUUCGCAACACCAAAAGCAAGAAAGAAGAGAAGAUUGACUUCCAAGAGCUGCUGAUAAAACUUCUGCCAUCACGGCUGAAGAAGUUUGAUGUCGAUGAGGAUGAGGAAAGUCUCAGUAACAUGGAUACACAGUGUGAGGUGAAACCCGGCUCCAAGCUUAACCAGGGCUCCGGGUCCAACCUCUUGGACUACAUUAACUCAGCAGAGAAAGAGCAUGAAGAAGUGCACGCCUUCCUGCUAGCUAACAUGGAGAACGGCGGCAUCCUGGAACUCCUCAUGCGCUAUUUGAAGGCAAUUGGUCAAAAGUUUCUGGAAGAGUGGCCCCCUGGACUAAGUGGAGUGGUGAUGGAGAUCUACAACUGCUGGAGGAGACACAGUGCAGGCCUGCCCAACCCGCUGCUCAGAGACUCCAACAAUCAGCACAUCAAGGAGAUGAUGAUGAUGAGUUUGUCUUGUAUGGAAAUGCAGUUGGAGCACUGGGUCCUCACUAAGGGAAAGAAUACAUCUCAGAGAAGGAGUAUGUCAGGACAUGGUAGUGAUCAUAGCGAGCAGGACAGCCAGGAGAGCCGCUUCCUGACUGAUCUGUACAUGCUGAUCAUGGCCUCCUCUCAGGCAGACAUCUUUGAACAAGACUGGCUUCCAUUCGCUGUCAGAGUGCAUUGGCUCAAAGCUCGGCACCUCAUAUUUCAGGGUGACAUGGAAGAGGCCCUGGAACGUUAUGAUGUGUGUGUGGGGCUACUGAAGAGCCAGUCUCACACCAGUGACGGAGACAAAAUCUCUAUCAACAUGCCUAACCUUUGUGUGGAUUCAUCCAUUUCUGUAGAGGAGAUUGAGAAGAAGCUAAAGUCUCUGGAGAGGUGCCAGUCACUGGAGGAGAUUCGGAGGCUUUUUGAGACUGGCGACUACCAGGCUGUGGUGAGAUUACUCCAACCCACGCUGAGCUACGGGCCCAGCUCGGCACGGCCUAAGCCAUUGGAGUACAUCAGCUCGGCUCCUGAGAGACCAGCCCAGUUGCUGCUGCUUCAGAGCUCCUUGAUUCGCCUGAAGGAUUACGUUCAGUGUCUGGAAAGCACUGAGGUGGCACUGAAUGAGGCCAUGCAGCACAUAAACUCCAUGUUACCCAGCAGCCCCUCUGCUAAGGAGGAGUGGGUAGCUACGGUGACUGCCAUGCUGAAGGGAAUUGAACAAUGCAUUACGGAACAGCCUCACGUUCUCACCAGCAUGCCACCUUCCACCAACUUGCCUCGCCUCGCCAACAAUCUCAUACAGCUAAUAGCCUGCAGCAUGGUGUUGCCUGAUGAUCCUAAGGAGCCUCACUUUUCCUCCAUGCUGCCAUGGAUGCUGCUCUAUCACCUGCUCAAGCCUGACGAGGCAGAGCUUGACUGCACACACCGCCAGCACCAAGCCGACGAAGACGACGAUGACGACGACAAUCCCCUGUUGCCCCCGUCUUUGGUGUUGUUAAACACAGCCCAUGAGUGCCUGGGCCGCCGUUCCUGGUGCUGCAACUCUGAUGGCGUUCUACUCAAGUUUUUCGUCCGUGUACUGCAGCAGAAGCUGUCUGAAGCAGAUGCAAUGCCUUAUAAAGAGGAUCUGGAGCUGGCACUGGAGCAGUGUUUCUUCUGCCUGUACUCUUACCCAAGCAAGAAGAGCAAAUCACGCUACCUGGAGGAGCAUUCCGCACCACAGGUGGAGCUGCAGUGGAACGAUGCACUCUUUAUGUUUGAGUACUUCAAGCCCAAGACCCUGCCAGAGUUUGACAGCUAUAAGACAAGCACCGUGUCUGCAGAUCUGGCCAACUUGCUGAGAAGGCUUCCCGGAAUCAUCCCUUGCUCCGACUUGCCUACGCUCUCCAUCGACGAAGUGUCAUCCUACAUAGAGGGAGGAGCACUCAAGGUACCGUCACUCCCAGAAGGAACUCCUCCAGCUCCCCCUCUGGUCAAUGAACUGUACUACCUGUUGGCAGACUACCACUUUAAGAACAAAGAGCAGGCCAAAGCUAUUAAAUUUUAUAUGCAUGACAUCUGCGUGUGCCCCAACAGGUUUGACUCCUGGGCCGGGAUGGCUUUGGCCCGGGCCACUCGCAUCCAGGACAAGCUGAACUCAAACGAAUUAAAGAGCGAUGGGCCUGUAUGGAAGCACUCUCUUGCCGUACUGACAUGCUUUAAGCGGGCGUUGGAGAUCAACAGCUCCAACCUGAGCCUGUGGAUCGAGUACGGCACCAUGUCCUACGCCCUGCACUCCUUUGCUUCCAGGCAGCUCAAACAGUGGAAGAACGAGAUGCCACCCGAUCUUAUCAAAUUGAUGGAGGACCGUAAGGAUUCGAUGUUGGAGACAGCACAUAAUUGCUUCAAGAGUGCUUCCACAUGUGAAGGAGACUGUAAUGAGGAAGAGUGGCUCAUACACUACAUGCUUGGCAAGAUCACUGAGAAGCGCAAGUUACCAGAGAAAGACUAUUUACGGCUCUAUAAACAGUCUGCUCAUUUCCUCCAUGAGGAAGCUGCUCGGUAUCCCCGAAAGAUUCACUACCACAACCCACCUGAUCUGGCCAUGGAGGCACUAGAACUGUUCUACCGUACAGCUGCCACUAUUCUGAAACUGUUGGAGGAAGAAGGUGGCAAGGAAGAAUCGGAGCAGAGGGACCAUCUGGACUACGAGCUUUUCUUUAACAUGCUUGCCGAUGCUGCGGUUGGCCCUUUUGCUCGUGGAGAGGAGAAGAACAUGCCUAAAUCUAGCGACAAGGAAAAACCCCCGUCUUUGAACGACGAAGAUUCGCACUCCUCCUCGGCGGUGACGUUGUUGACAGCUGCAAACUCGACACUGACAGCUGUGCCCAUGGCAACAUCGUUGCCCAGCGACGGUCCGGCAGGUGUGACUUCCCCCCCGUGCGUGGUCACUCCGCUCGACCACGAUUACGUCAAACGUAAAAAGCUGCAGCAGAGGCAGGGGCAGCUGCAGGACGCCCUGUACAGGAAUAAAACACGUCAGAUCUCACACCUACACUCAGCAUCCCUCUCUCACGACCAUGAUUACUGCGGGUCUUGGUGUGCACCUUCUUUGCGAGCAGGACCUGCGUAUGAGCAAAGUCAGGACAGCGUGGCAGUGUUGUCGGACUCCAGCUCCCUGCAGGACGUGUUCUUGGACCCCACCAGCUCACAGGACAGCAACCACAAGCUGGAUUCUGGGAAAAUUUCUGAAGACACAAACACACUUCUGAAAGACAAAGCAGCUGCUGGAGAGGAACCAGAAGAAAAGCACAUAGACAUCAACUCCACCACUGUCUCGCAGGAGUCCUCGGACACCACUCUGUCCGUCACGUCUCCUGAGAUACUAAUCCCCAAACCCCCUGCCCCGGACACCCCCACCCAGGCACCGACCAUACUGCUUCGCUCUGUCCCUCGCCGGCCCGAGCCGCCAGCACCACCCGAGCUGCUGGAGGUGCCCAAGUGUCUGCCGACAGGCCGGGUGGAGCAGAGGAAGGUGCUGGUGGAGAUGUGUGUGAGAGCACUGUAUCUGUGCCUCAAUCGCUUUCCCCAACACUAUAAGAGCCUGUACAGGCUCGCCCACCUGUACGCCUGCAGCAAGUUGCACAAGAAUCUGCAAUGGGCAAGGGAUGUGUUGCUAGGGAGCAGUGUCCCAUGGCAACAGCUGAAGCACAUGCCUGCACAAGGACUUUUCUGCGAGAGAAACAAAACCAAUUUGUUCAACGGCAUCUGGCGUAUCCCAGUAGAUGAAAUCGAUCGCCCAGGUAGUUUCGCAUCUCAUAUGAACAGAUCCAUCGUGCUGUUGCUGGAUGUUCUGUCUCAGUUAAGGGAUCACGACACGCUGCUCAAGAUUUCCCUCAUGCUCCAGAGAACCCCUGAUCAGGGAAAGAAAUAUUUGCGGGAUGUUGACCGGCAGGUCUUGGCUAAGCGCGCCUUUUUCUUCACUGUGAAAGUGUUGGAGGACAAUCUGGAUAAACUCACUGCGGUGUCUGAUCCCUCUCCUAAGCCUUCCACUUCCUCCAUGGGAGAAAUGACCACAGCUGACGUGUCUGGUCGGCCUCCUGCCACAGAGGAAACGAAAUCUUCUCAACCUGAUAAACCAUGCCUUCCAGACUCGUCCUCGACACCAGGCGUUGAUAUCACAAGCUCAGGGCCUUGCCAGCCUCUGGCUCCUCUCUCUCAACUCACUCUAGAACCAGGAAACCAGAACCAAGGCACAUCAGCAACUUCUCAGAGCAGAGAAGCUAGCUCCACGCUGGGGGAGCCUAUGGAGCUCGAACCCGGAACAUGGACAGGCGUGCCGAAACCAGGGCACCAACAAUCAACCACUGACAGUGUUUCACAUGAACAAGGAACCCCCAGAUCUGUCUCAGAGGGGACAGAGAGGCGCCUGGAAUGUGCCCGGGCUCCAGAACUGUCUCUGGAGGAGCUGAGCAUUAGUUCCAAACAGCAGCUGAUGCAGGUUCAAGCAAGCACGGCGCACAGGGGAACCCUCACUACGACCACAGCACGGCCAAACAGGAAGAGGAAGCUGCUGGAGGACGUCGAAUCAGGCAAGACACUCUUACUGGAUGCAUACAGAGUAUGGCAACAGGGGCAGAAGGUCAUGACCUAUGACCUUGGCCGGAUUGAGAAGAUCAUGUCGGAGACAUACAUGCUAAUCAAGCAGGUGGAUGAGGACGUGGCGUUGGACCAGGCCGUGAAGUUUUGCCAGAUUCAGAUGGCAACGACAGCACAAAGACAGAAUUCCAGUGAUGCACCUGCCACCCCCAAGUUCAAUAAAGAGCACAGAGACAUCUUCUUCCCUCAAUCAGUCUCCACUCAAUGCUUUCACACACACACGCAACCUUUACCUGCCCUGGAGCAUGAGACCAAGCUGAGCAAGAAUCCACGGCCUCUUCACACACACUCGCAUUCUCACACACCCGGCACACCCACGCAGAUGUAUUGCCCUCCUCCGGGCCAGCAGGACCAAUUACAGGCCCAGACGACACCCAGUCAGCCAGCAGCAGGCAUGGCAUUCUUACCUCAUACAGACAGAGAAACCUCUGCUCCAGAAGGUCUGGCAUAUAGACAGCAGGAGUCUCAUUUGUGUCAGCAGAUGAAGAUGGCCACAGUUUCCCAGAGUCACACAACACAGGACUGGAGCAGUCAUGAAGCUGCUACCUGCUCAACGCAUGCAGACACAGAAAGUUCUGAUCAGUCGAAGCAGAAUGAUUCAAGUCGGAUCCGCUCCCGAAUCCCCCCCAACAUGCCCAAGCUGCUCAUCCCCUCCACCGCCGCCAAAUUCCCCCCAGAGAUCACGGUCACGCCUCCGACUCCCACACUGCUCUCACCCAAAGGCAGCAUCUCGGAGGAGACCAAACAGAGGCUCAAAAACGUUAUUCUGGCGUCUCAGUCGGCAGCUAAUGUGAAGAAGGACACUCUGACUCAGCCGGCGCUGGAAGUACAGGAGACGUCCAGCCAAGAGUCGUCCCUGGACAGCGAGACGGACGAGGAGGACGACUACAUGGACGUUUUGAAUUAGAAGGAUUUCUGACUGUCUCUCUUUCCUUCUUUUUUUAAAUCUUCCUCUUUGUUUAUUAGCUUGUUUUAUUCGUCUCGAAUCGACAAAACAUUUGCAUCCGUGCACUUUGUCUCUUCGUCCUGCAGCAUUAUGCACGUUCUUAAAGCAAAAGGGCUUUUUCCUCGAUGCUCAAUGAUGUCCUCUCGCUACAAGCGCACUGUGUUCUCCCUGUCUAGCUUUUUUGCGCUUUUGUUUAAUUUAUUUUACUCUCCGGAAUGAUGCUGCCAAGAUUCACUCCGGUCCAAACAAGAAACCGUGACCAGCGACUUCGAAACCCCGGUUUGUUUCAUGCGCCUACAUCAGAGGCUUUUAAGAGCAGGGGUCCUAUGCACACAGUCAGUCUAAUGCAAGGCAUUUAUAAUUACAGCCACGGGCAUUAGAUCAGAAAGUUUUUUCCUUUUCCCCUUUUUUUCCCUCCUUUAAAUGAAAUGAGUUUACAUCGAAUAAGGUGCUUAAACUCAUGACAUUCCGACGUGGAUGAUGCCAUCAGGUGUAGGUGGACAUUUCCUACCCACAGUGAAGUCUCUUGCUUUGAGCAUAGCUGCCUUGCUUGUGUGAGAUGUCCAGUCCAACAGCAGCAUGAGUUUACACUUUCCUGUAGCGCCAACCACUUUUUAUUAAAAACGAAUUUCUACUACUCUGUUUUUCACCAAAGUUUACUUUCGACCAAUAUGUGUAUGUUCGAGCUCAUAAAGCGAGCCACUUUGGCCUCUCGUAGUCCAUUUCUGAGACCCCUCUUUUCAUAAUGAGACUUCUUUGGGGGUUUUAACAUUUAAAACACGUUUUUUUUCUGAUCAAAGCAGCAGCUCUGUGACUGUAGUCAAUUUUGUGUGCAUUACGUGGAAUCGUUUUCCGUCUUCAGUAGUAAUUUCUUUUGUACCGAGUCGUAGCUGAGCAUGAGCGUUUUAAGCACGCGGGUUUGAGUCCUGCCACCAGCACUGAGCCGGAGAUAUACGUACAGUCAUGUUCUUAUGUAACCUAAUUACACAAAGGUAUGCCAUUGUUUGCUUUAAAGCAAUGCACCUUCUCAUGAUCAAGUGUCUGGCUUCAUACUAAUGUCAACAAUAGUGGAAUAUAUAUUUUAAUACAUGAAAGAGGGAGAGAGAUUUCCAUUUUUUUGAGUCAUGGAUUUGGACCCAGACAUUAGCACGAUCCUGGAUAAUGUGGCAUUGCAAGUCGGUGCAUCACUCUUGAAGCUGUAGAGCAUCACGUGCAUGUUUAAAGAGUAAAUGUAUAUUUUUGAAAAACAGAAAGCACAAGAUAUGUCGUGCUUUGCCUUCCCCUGCACAGAACAUCUGGCGAUCACGUUGACCUCCUUCCUAUACAGCUGAAUGUUGUUAUUGUUGUUUUUUUUUGGGUUUUUUUAAAUAUCAUGCAGUACUUUUCUACAAAUGGAUGGAUUCAUUUCCUCCUGUAUUUUUCUGGUUAUUGAAUAAAAAUAGUUUAAUUUUUUUGCAAAAAUAAGGAAAAAGCUUGUCAAGAAAAAAAAAAAAACAUGAGGAAAUGCAACGGAUGUUAAACUCGUACGUACAUCAGACCAAACUACCUGUUAAUGGAUGAUGUUUGUAUUUUUCUCUACAUUGUAAGAGCAUUGUGUUGGUACGGUUGUUUUUUUUUUUUUUUGUUUUUUUUUGGGGGGGGGUUUGUAUGGCUCUAUUUGGUCUUGUAAUGAGAAUGUAACUUGGUGAAGGACGGAUGGUACGAGCACCGAGCUUGAGCUCUCCCUGCUCACACUUGUUCUCCUGAGGGUUGAUUAUUUCUCUCAGUUUUUGACUUGCUGCAUUAAAAAAUUGUCUCAAAACCAAAAAUAACACUUAAUGACACUUUUA